This is a messenger RNA of Chara braunii, 11083 nucleotides long. The record is from the annotation of a GenBank genome assembly. Lineage: Eukaryota; Viridiplantae; Streptophyta; Charophyceae; Charales; Characeae.
AGACUGUGGAGAGAAGUUGAGGGGAGAAGACGCUUGCGAAGGGCACAGGAAGCAGCAGCAAGCGCGGAAGAGAGCAUUAGCAGCUGCAGCAGCAGCGCACUCUAGGGCUGAAGCGGAGGCAGUGAUGGCGACCUCCUCUGCAAUGUCUCAGGCCGCUUCUCAGGCCUCUUCGUCAGGUGUUAGUCAGGGUAUGUCCCAGCCUUUCACUUGUCAGUUUGCUGGCUUGCAGGUCAGCCAGCAGCAACCCUUGUCAGCGGAGGAUUACGAGAUCCAACAGACGGAUGCCCUUCAUGAGGAGUUACAGCGUCAUUUAAAGGAAGUAGAGGAUAGAAGAGAGAAUGCUAGAAGAAGAAAAGCCAGACUAGAAGCACAGGGGUUGGAACUAAGUAGGCUAGAAGAUAUGGAUGGGGAAGCAUUGACCCUGAUGUACGGAUGCUUCGGUCAAGUGCAGGCCAUGCAACAGGAAAUGUUGGCCACAUUGAUAGCUGGCCAGAACAAGAUUCUGGCUGCGCUGCAAGUGCCAAGGCCUAUGGCUAGGCCAGCUGUCUGCGUUAGCACACGGUUUAGUGCCGACUGGCGUGGUGGGCAGCUCCGCUACGCAGUGAUAAGGCCAGGCGCCCGACGGGAGACUGGCAAAGAAGCGUACGAAGGAAUAAGAAAAGAGGAUGGACCUGAACGUACACGAACGUUAGAUGCCGUGGAAAGGAAGCAGUGGCGAACGACCACGACAUUCGCAAUGUCAACGAGUGGCGGUGACGAUGUCCCCGCUCGCUCGCCGCCGUGUGUGUCAUCUCCACAGGGGACACCCUUUGGUCGUUUGAGUGUCGAUCGCUCUCCGAGUGCUGCACUGGGCUUGUUGGGAGGAUCACCGCUUAGCAGUGGUUCGGAUGUGCGGACCGGGAAAAGGCGCCGUGGUGACGUUUCGCCUGCGACAUCUGGCAUCGUUGCACAUGGCCUGACGCACCGUGCAUCUUUCCCUGGUUUGUUGGGGGCUUCUCCACCAGCUGUGUCGGCGGUUCGUAAUGUUGUUGCGUAUGCAGGUGUGCUUGGUGCUCCGUUGCUACCGUCCCCGCUCCUCCCUAGACGGCUGGACUACGCGUCCACAAUUCCUCCAGCACCAGUUUGGUCACAUGCAGUGCCCCCGUCAUGUCCUCGUGGACGCUCUUCUGUCGACGGAGGUCGCAGCGACGUCCACCUCGAGCCAGUUGCUGGCACGCCGUCUUCGGCCGCCAACAACAUUGUGCAAGUGUGUGUGAGGGACGGGUGUCGGAGGCGGUUGUACGCGCUCCGCGAUGCUAUGGCCAGUGUCAGUGACAAUCACGGACCAGUCAGCGACGUCGUUGACCGGCUACUGCACUGGUCGUUGCCAGCUAUACGGGCGGAGUUCGGUGUCGGUGUAGCAGCGACAAUUUCUUCGACGUUGUCGUCCUGCGUGUGUGGGAAGGAUUUCCAGUUGCGUUAUUUGCUUGGUGAUUCUGGAGGUGACUAUGUUCAAGGGGGUUCGCAGGGUUCGGGGAGCGCCACGUUGGGGGGGUCGCAGGACGGUUCGCAGAACUCGUUCCCGUCCUCGCGUCGUGUAUCGCAGCGCAGUGACAGAGGGCGUGGUCGACCCCGCAGUGCGGGUCGCUCACAGUCGACGCAUGUACGGCCCCAGACAUGGUCAGACAGUUGGGAGGGAGUUGACCAGUGUGGUCCUGGACCAGACCGUGACGGUGUUGAGGAGGCGAUGACCCAGUGGACUGGACCCGAAGCGCCGAAUGUUGUGUUUCUCGAGCCGCAGCAACUAUAUCAUGCGACGGUGACUGUCGGCCUGACCUACACGCUCCUCGACAACUUCUGCGUUGCGUUGGGGUUGUGCUCGGUGCACAAACCCACAUUCUACAACUUCAUGCGCGGACCUGGGGACGACGCGGAGGGAUGGAAUGGUAAGGUCGUGCGGCAGGGCCUCAGAUAUUCCGAGCUUGCCAUUGAAACUGUGAUACGUCGUGGCGAGCCUGUUACAUUGAUGGUCGAUGGUCGAUAUGACUCUGCCAGAGGGGCGCAGCAUUGCACUGUCACUGCAAUGGAGUACGAGACUCGGCUUGUUGUCGGUGUUAUGACUCGCCGUCCGAAGACCGAAGGCAAGGCCUCGAGUGCGCUUGAGGUGCCAGCCGUCGUCCGACUGCUGCGAGGGUUGCUGGAAAAGGGGUUGAAGAUCUGGUGCGUCGUGUUCGAUGAUUGUGCCGCGUUGGGACCGCAGUUGCGAGCUUUGAACAUUGACUGGCAGAAGGAUUGCCAUCACAAAAUUAAAAACAUUCGCAAACUUUUCCGGAGUAUGCCGCAAUUGAAGGAGGCGAAGAAAGUGAGUAACCCGCAUGAGUGUGUGUCUGAUGCGCAGUUCAUGCAGUUCACGAAGAAACAGCUGGUGGAGGCCUUGCAUGAUCGUUUCGAACCCGGUGUCCUCACAACUGCAGAAGAGCGGAUGAAGAAAUCGGAUUUCAUCGGUGUCGUAAUGAAGAAGACGUAUCCCUUCGGGUCAAGGACGAACGUCCAAGAGUUGACUGCUGAUCCUGACGGCGUGACUGAGUAUCAUGCGCAUGAGGUCGGCAUGUGGUUCCUCCACGCUUGUCAGUUAUGCAAGGAGGAGGGUGGAGACACUCGCAGUUUGCACCGUGACAUCAUGCUCAUCGUCGAUCAUUGGGCAUGUGAUCAUUCGGGGUGUGUCGAUGGCAAGGAUGUUCUGUGCGAGAAGGCCGAUGGGCCUGGACGAUUGCCUUUGUAUAGGCGCACGAACAGGGUGUACGGACUCGUUCAACAUGUUAUGGGGAAACAAUGCAGCACUAAUAUCACAACGUACUACAUUGAGUUUCGACACACAUCGGCAGUGGAGACUUUUCAGGGCACCAUCAUCAUCUACGCGAAGAAGUCUGUGCAUUUCGAGAAGUCUUACUCUCCACGUGUGGCGAUCGCAAUGAUUCGGUGGAACAGUCAUUGCUGGUGCGCCCCGGUCGGCUAUCGUGCUCGCAUACCCGCAGGCACUUCGAUACGUCCGAGACCCGCCUUUCAUCGACAGACCGAGGACGCUGACGACUCUUGGAUGCACAGGUUGGCGGCGUUCAUGUUCGGUUCGUCUCCUGUUUCGGACUGGGCUCGAAAGCUUCUGCGGCAGGAGGAUUGUCCUUAUGGAGCCGGGCCCGCGUCGUCACCGCUUCCAUUGCCACGCGAUCUGUUUGUCGCGGGUGGGGCCGACCCAGUGGACGUCGCUGACGAUGCUUCCUCCGGAUCUGACCAUGAUGUCGCGGGGGACAGCCGUAUUUUCAUUGUCAGUGUACCAGCUCCAUUGAUGGACGCCGGAGUAGAGGUUGUCGACCUUCACGCUUACAUUGCGAAGAUCGACCGCGAGUUCAAGACGCAACGGUACGACGACAUCGACGCACCAUUGCUAUAUGUAUGCAUUCAGAUCGGAGAGGCGACCUGCAACGCCUUGAUCGAUUGCGGAGCAUCUUGCAACUACAUCAACCAGGACUUCAUGGUGCGCGCCGGCCUUGGCCCACGUGUCCGGAGGAAGUCCCAGCCUACGCAAGUCAAUUUGGCAGACGGUCAUACGCACAAGUCCAUCGACCGGUGCAUUGACGCCGUCCCCGUGUACUUUGCCCCUCACGCAAGUGAGGGGGUGUCCUUUGAUAUUCUGGACACCAAAUUUGACAUGAUCUUGGGCAUGUCAUGGCUGCGAAGCGAGGAUCACCCGGUGAACUUCUUCCACCGCACCGUUCACAUUCGUGAUCGGAACGGAGUAUUGGUUCCAUGCACGGUACCUCUUCCUCAUCCUUCGAUCAACUGCCACGUGGUAUCCGCCGCAAGCAUGCGAGCAUCCGUCAUCAGAGACGAUAUCGAGGAGAUGGGGGUGUGUUUUCUCCACGCUUCAUCGACGGACUCAUCUUCGGAUCCACGCAUCACCGAACUUCUUGACGCCUACAGCGACGUGUUCGAAGGCCCGCACGGAGUAGUACCGGAUCGGCCCAUCUGCCACGAGAUCAUCCUCGAGGACGGGGCCAGACUGGAUGAUUUCAUCAAGCUGGUGGAGGAAACGUGGCAUGACCCACAGGAGGCUCAAAAAGCCAUCGACGGAAUAUUGGCUCUGAGCUCACGGAAGUUGAGAUGGAGAGUUUUCGACAGGAGUGCGAGCGACGCUUCUCUUCCGCUUCUCGUUGCUGGAGAGCUCCUUGUUGUCCCUGCCUCCUUGUACUUCUCUGCGAAGACGUUCAAGUUCGUCGCGCUCGGCAUCAUCCAAUUUCGACUUCGUGUCAACGUCCUCCAGCUUCACAUUGAUGAGCUUAAGGGAAUCGCUCAGCGUCGAAGUAACCCAUGCUUUCAUAUCUUCGCUCGUUUCAUUCCUCUCGUGCGAACGGGCAUCGACUCUACUCCCUUCGUCGAGAAGUUCCACGACACGGCUUCCACUACGUUUAGCACCACCGUUCUUCUCAGCUCCAAUUUUCUUCUUGGCUUCUUCAAUCGCCUUGUUGGAUUUGAUGCCUUCAAGGAUCUCCAUAUGACGUUUAACUGCAUUCACCCAAUCUCUUUCUAUGGUUUCCUGUAUUGUUUGAACGUCUGCUCAAGGAUAGGCAGAACGAGACAAGAGCAAGGCGGAUCAGGAGGGCAAGAGGGUAGAGAGGAAGCAACACAAGAAGCUUCGUCAAAACCGGUGUACCAGGGACCUCUGGGAAGAGGAGGAGGAAGCGCCCAACCAGCGGCCCCAUCAGCACGAGGAGCAGGCAGCCAAGCACCGGGGGGGACAUUUGUGAACGUUUAUCAGAAUCCGGUGUACUUGGCUCCGCCACAAGCGAUGCAACCGAAUGGCUUUCUUGCCCAGCUUCUCCAGGAGAUGGCGCUUGCUCAACCAAAUAUUCAGCACCCGCUCGGGCAACCAUCGGGACUCUUCUCCCAGAUGGCCCACCCGGGAUACGUAGGUGGCUUCCAGCCAUAUCAAGCACAGAACGCGCUUCGACCCACGUGUCUAUUCCCGGGAGGCGAGCAGCUUGACCAAGGCCGAAUACAAGUACCGCAGCCGAUACGGCUGCAACUAUUGGUGCAACAACACCAAGCACAAGACCUCCCAAUGCCAAGAUCAAGGCAAGAAGGAUGUUCAACCUCGAAUCAACUCGUAAAACUGAGUUGCGCGGGAGGUGAGGCGACUCCACCUCUCACUCCACCAGAUUCGGCCGCCUUGCUAGCGGCCUCCUACACAUCUGGUGAGAAUGUGGAUGUAAGUCCUCGGUUCACUUACGAGGAUUAUGUUGUCCACUUGGUCCCACCGUUGGACCAGCCACUCCACAUGCAAGACUCCACCGCAUGCACGGUUUCAACACCAUCGGCAACUGAUUCGGCAGCUUCGCCGCCAACUUUAGCUGGGGAUUCGACGUCAUGGUCAAGACUUGAGAAACUCGACCCAUUGUCGUUCGCGGACUUCCAACGGAUGCCCCUUCCCCCGACCGGUCGAUUGCCGAAACCGCAUUGCAAUGUGCUCAUGGCACAAUUGCGGGAUUACUUGCACACUGCAAUACCAGCUCCGUUGAUGGACGCCGGAGUAGAGGUUGUUAACCUGCGCGACUACAUUGCGAAGAUCGACCGCGAGUUCAAGACACAACGGUACAACACCAACGACGCACCAUUAAUGUACCCCACGCAAGUCACAGUGGCCGAUGGUCACACGCACAAGUCAAUCGACCGAUGCAUUGAUUCCGUCCCCGUGUACUUCGCCCCUCAUGCAAGCAAGGUCGUGUCCUUCGACAUUUUGGACACCAAGUUUGACAUGAUCUUGGGCAUGUCGUGGCUGGAAAGUGAGGAUCAGCCGGUGAACUUCUACCGCCACACCGUUCACAUUCGUGAUCGGAACGGAGUACUAGUCUCGUGCACGGUGCCUCCACCUCAGUGUUCGAUCAGCUGUCACAUGGUGUCCGCCGCGAGCAUUCGAGCUGCCAUCACCCGGGAUGACGUCGAGGAGAUGGGUGUGUGUUUUCUCCACGCCCUCCCUCCCCAUGAUAUCCCAUCGACGGACGCAUCGACGGACCCACGCAUCACAAAGCUUCUCGACGCCUAUGCUGGCGUUUUCGAGCCCCACACGAAGUCGUACCGGAUCGGCCAAUCCGCCACGAGAUCGUCCUCGAGGCCGGGGCCGUACCUCUGCAUAAUUCGGCCUAGCUCUUCACCAUACGGCGCUCCCGUUCUCGUCGUCCGGAAGAAGAACAAGGACUUGCGGUUGUGCAUCGAUUAUCGCAAGCUCAACGCGCAAACCGUCAAGAACGCCGGCCCUCUUCUGCGCAUCAACGACCUCCUCGAACGGCUGUGCGGCACAAAAUUUUUCUCCAAGCUUGACCUCAAAUUGGGAUAUCACCAACUCGAGAUCCGGCAGGACCGCUGCAAGACUGCGUUCAAGAUGCGAUAUGGGCAUUUCGAAUGGUACUCACGAAUUGUCGCACCAUUGACGAGACUACAACCGCGAAAGGUGCUAUUCGCAUUCGACGACGAAGCGUGCCGGUCAUUCCAAGCACUCAAGACGGUCAUGCUCAUGGCGCCCGUCCUUAGCAUCUACGACCCCACCUUGCCAACAAGAGUGACAACCGGCGCCUCCGGCUAUGGGAUUGGGGCAGUCUUGGAACAACAUGACGGUGACGACUGGCAUCCCGUGGAGUACUUCAGCCACAAGGUGCCUCCCAUCAACUCACUUGAUGAUGCAAGGAAAAAGGAGUUGCUCGCGUUCGUGAUGGCUCUCAAGCAAUCGCGACACUUCCUCUUUGGGUGUCGUAGGUUCACAUGGGUCACUGAUAACAACCCGUUGACCUACUACAAGACGCAAGACACUGUGAGCAGCACUAUCGGGCGAUGGAUGUAUUUCAUCGACCAAUUUGACUUCACACUGAAACAUCUCGCCAGCCUCUCCAAUCGUGCAGUAGAUGCACUCUCGCGAAGACCCGAUCUUUGCGCUAUGACACAUCAUGCCUUUGCAUUCGACGAGGAACUCCAGCGGCAUUUCAUUCGGGUCUACCAGUCCGAUCCGGAUUUUGCCACGCUAUAUGUGCAACUAUCUUCAGAUCACCCGCUGGCCAGCAAUUAUCGCAUCGUCGACGGGUACUUGCUUCUCCACUCGCGAGGCAAGAACUUACUCUGCGCACUAAGAACUGCCAUUGAAACUGUGGAAACUGGGACCGACGUCCUUGCUGUCCAAGGCAUACUGAUCAAGUGCCAUAAAGCACUUGAUGAUUUUGUCGUUGACCCCGUUGAACCCGAGUCUCAAGUGGCCUUCUCCACUUCAUGUUUGGGUGGGGAAGCAAAAGAGUGGGUUCUCGCUGAAGCCAAUGCGGCAGGAUUUGACGACAUCGGAGUAUGGGCUGAAACUUUGGACCUCAAACAGUUCCUUGCCAAGAUCAAGGAACGGUUUUUGGAUAAGACGACAACCGACAAGGCUUUUGACCAGCUCACAACGAUAGGUCAAAAGCAUUGGACUUCUGUUGAAGCCUUGUCUCGGGAGGUUGACCGUCUGUUGCAGGUUCCCGGUUUGAACCUGCAAGACAAUCAGGUAUUGUACAUUUACUCUCGAGCUUUGCCUGAGCCCAUACGCGGUGAGCUCGUGGCGGAGUCAAAGUCAGCUAAGUACAAUUACCGGCAAUUUCGAGACCUUGCUCUCCAAAGAGAGCAAAUGACUUCGCAAGUGAAGAAUUCUUAUGCAUCUGUUGUGAAGUAUGGUGGUGGUCCAGGAACAGGUAAGCGAGUACUUUGGCGCCAAAAGCGCCAAGACCACACCCUUGUCGUCUUCGAUGACGAAACUGUGGAAAGAUGGUCGUUGGAGGCCGAGGGUGUGGCGAACAGCAGUGAUUCCGGGAAGGGGGAAGUCACUGCUGCCGUGGUCAACAAGGGAGGACCACGACCGCCGGUUAAGAAGAGGAAGGCACGCUCGUUUCCAAAACACCCCGGAAUUGCGGUCGGGAAGCCUUGGGAGAAGAGGGGCCUGUCAAAAGAAACGUGGCAGGAACGAAUGGACAACGCGCAGUGCCUGAAGUGUGGCAUUGCAGGGCAUGUUUUUUUUCGGCUAUACGAUGCAUUUGAGAGACAAAGGACACGAGCUGAGGAAGACAAAGCGCGACUAAAGAAACAUGAGAGGGAGCGGAUAGAACGGGAGAAGGUUGGGGUUUCCAAGAGGUCGUUGGAGAUGACAAAGGACAGAACUGCAAAAGAGUACAGUAACUAUGGAGAGCUACUUUAUGUGGAAGGGGUUGUGAGGGCAGAGCAGAAGAAGAAGGAGGUUGAGAAACGACUAGCCGAGGAAAAGGAGGCCCAGGUGAAGGAGCUCACCCUCAAGCCAGAAAUCAGGCCACGUCAGUCGACAGCAGUGCCACGUCAGUCGACAAAAGUGCCACGUCGACAGCAGGGAGUACCACCCCAGCAGGCCCCCGGCCUCACGCGCUGUGAAACAACCGUCAUGGACCAGAAGUCCUGGGAAACGGACGAGGCCUAUCAGGCCCGUAUGUUGCUUAUGAUUACCGAAGCCAAACAACAGUCGGAUGCAUUAGCAGCCGCAGCAAAGAAGAAGGCGGAGGACGUCGAGAAGGCACAUCUGUUUGCAAUCGAACAACAGCGCCAACAAGACGAGGCAGCAGCAAAGGCUGUCGAUGAAGAACGAAUUCAACAACUGGAGCAGCGGAUCUGUGCUGCCGCCGCCAACCCAAGUUCGGCACCACGUGAGACGACUCCUAGGUUCGACGAUCAGGAGAUCUUCUGCGAUUCGACGAAGACGGACCCGAUUCCGUGGUUCCACAAGUUCGAGCUCAAGUUGCAGCUACUCCACAUCAGCGAGGACAAGCAUCACGCGUACUUAUACUCCCGGUCGGGAGGCACGUGCCAAGCAUGGUCGGACAACCUAUUGUCCAAGUACGGAGUGGUAGCUGUCGACUUGCACACCAAGAUCAGUUGGGAUGAUCUAAAGGCGGAGUGGCAUAAGCGGUUCCAAGUAGAGCCGCCGGAGAUCAAGGCAAUGGACAAGUUGAUUACCUUCGAACAAGGCACGUUGUCGAGUGUUGACUGGAUUGCGGAGUACCAACGCUUGACAUCUGUCCCAGACAUUCAAAUGGGCUUCAAGGCCGUCAAACACUACUUCAUCUCGAGGCCGUGUCCGGUGUUGGGCAAUGCCUUGACUCACGUCGAGGAAACCCUGACGACAACGGCGGAGCUCUUCGACAAGGCCGCGCAGAUCAUUGUCAUGAACAAGGAGGCCAAGAACCUCCAUUGUUCGUCUGCAGUGGCCUGCGAGUUUCGCAAGCAGCGGUACGAUGACAACAAUGCACCGCUCCUCUAUGUCCGCAUCCAAGUUGGGCAAGCGUCCUGCAGCGCUUUGCUGGAUAGCGGCGCGUUUCGCAAUUUCAUGAGCCAAGCCUUUAUGCAAACGGCUGGCCUUGGCGCACAAGUUCGGAGGAAGGCAAACCCAAUGGCGAUCAAGUUGGUAGACGGAAGGACGCAGCAACUUAUCGACCGCUACAUCGGGGCUGUACCAGUGUAUUUCGCACCUCAUGCAUGCAAACUGGUGACGUUCGACAUUUUGGACACAGACUUCAACAUUAUUUUGGGAAUGCUUUGUCUUGCAAGUGCGGAUCACACGGUGCACUUCCACCGGCGGACUCUUACCGUCUGCGACGCUUUCGGUGCCGAAGUGCCGUGUACUAUUCCUCUUCCGCACCCUUCGAUCCGAUGCCAAGUGGUGACGGCCAAGUCGUUCCGAGCUACUUGCACUUACGAGCAGCCCGACGAGAUAGGCCUAUGCUUCCUACGGACUGUUGCGGUAGCCGAUUCUUCACCCACGGACUUUUCUUCGGACCCCCGUGUGGUGCGGUUGCUUAACGAGUUUGCCGACAUCUUCGAGUCACCUACCGAUGUGGUGCCAGAUCGGUCGGAGAUCAUUCUUGAGGCCGGUGCCGUGCCGCUGAAAGGUUGCAUUUAUCGCAUGUGCGAGGAGGAGCUUAUAGCCCUCCGCGCGCAGCUCGAUGACUUGUUGGACAAGGGUUGGAUCCGCCCUAGUAGCUCCCCGUACGGAGCGCCAGUUCUCUUCGUACGGAAGAAGAACAAGGAUCUACGAUUGUGCAUCGACUACCGCAAGCUCAACGCGCAAACCGUCAAGAAUGUAGGGCCUCUUCCUCGUAUCGACGAUCUUCUUGAGCGAUUGGGUGGCGUGAAGUAUUUUUCUAAGUUGGAUUUGAAGUCGGGAUAUCAUCAGAUCUCGAUCCGAUUGAACGAUCGCUAUAAAUCCGCGUUCAAGACGAGGUAUGGGCAUUUUGAGUGGGUGGUCAUGCCUUUUGGCCUCACCAAUGCCCCGACGACCUUUCAGGCAACAAUGACCAAUGAGUUUCGUGCGAUGUUGGACCGGUUCGUGUUGGUCUACUUAGACGACAUUCUCGUCUAUAGCCGGACAUUGGAGGAUCAUCUUGGGCACCUUCGACGAGUGUUGGAGACGCUCCGCCACGCCAAGUACAAAGCCAACCGCGACAAGUGUGAAUUUGUCCGGCAAGAGUUGGAAUACUUAGGCCAUUUUGCCACACCAGAGGGCAUCAAUCCGUUGUCGAACAAGAUUGAAGCCAUCCAAGCAUGGCCGGAGCCACAAAACGUUACGGAUAUCCAUUCGUUCCUUGGCCUUGCCGGCUACUAUCAAUGUUUCAUCAAGGGAUACUCGAAGAUCUCGGCCCACUUGACCAAGAUUCAAUGCGAGGAUCGGUCGUUCGACUUCGGAGAGGAUGCACGAGAAUCAUUUUUGGCUCUCAAAGCCGCGCUAUAUCUGCGGAGGUCUUGCACAUAUACGACCCGCUAUUGCCAACGCACGUCACUACGGAUGCGUCCGGCUAUGGCAUUGGUGUCGUCCUCAAACAACACGAUGGCGUGGACUGGCACCCGGUCAAAGAAAGUGCCCGUCGUGCACUCCAUUGAUGAUGCACGCAAGAAGGAGCUCCUCGCCUUCGUCCACGCGCUCAAGUGGUGGCGGCACUUCCUCCUUGGUCGAAGUCAAUUCCGAUGGUAACAGGACAACAAUCCGUUGGUCUUCUAUAAAACCCAAGACACCGUCAAUAGC